Molecule: messenger RNA, 777 nt
Organism: Nematocida ausubeli
Lineage: Eukaryota; Fungi; Microsporidia
Exons: 1
Coding region: 1-777 (258 amino acids)
Biological process (GO): iron-sulfur cluster assembly
Cellular component (GO): cytosol
Molecular function (GO): ATP-dependent FeS chaperone activity; iron-sulfur cluster binding; ATP binding
Source: RefSeq, a predicted model, not a curated record
AUGUCAUCAUGCAUAACUAGUUGCAGCAGCUGCCCCUCAAAGAAUGUGUGCACCAUAAAGAACGAAGAAAGCGGGCCCAGCGAGAUACAAAAGAAGUUCAUGAACAAAAAAGUAUUUGGGGUAAUGAGCGGGAAAGGAGGUGUUGGAAAGAGCACCAUUUCUGCAAGCCUAGCUCUGCAAAUGUCAAAAAUAAAAAAGACGUGCAUCAUUGAUGCAGACAUCGCAGGCCCAAGCAUAGCCAGAGCCACCGGUGUAGAAAGCUCGCAGUUUAUUGCAGGGAAGCUCAUUCCGUCCAGAACAGAGGCACUCGACGUGUUUACCCCUGAGGAUAAAGAAAAUGCGCACACAAAGGGAAUGGAGAUACUGCAGUAUCUAAGCAGCAUUGAUGUGGAUGAGUAUGAGGCAGUCGUAAUUGACACACCGCCCGGCACGUCAGACAUCCAUAUAGCGCUUGCAAAGCACAUUCCAAAUAUAAAUAUUAUUCUGGUAAGCACUCCACACAAGCUAAGCAUUGCCGACACAAACAGGCAGAUAUCCUUUUGCAGCAAGACAGGCCUUAAGAUUGUUGGAUUGGUUGAGAACAUGAGUGGGUACACAUGCGGAAACUGUCAGUUUGUGGUGCCUGUGCACAGAACAGCCCAGCUGGAGGGAGUUCCAGAAGACGUCCCGCGCAUUGCAGUGCCAAUGUGCCAGGACAUUGCAAAAGAGUCGGACCAUGGAGUGGCUAAGUCCGUUACACAGUAUAUGAACAUUAGCCAACUGAAAAUUUUUAACUAA